AUGCCAUCGUUGUUUUUCAUCGAAAAAGGCCCAGUUCCAAAAGCUCUUUCUGAUGCAGUGGCCUACGAGCUCGAAAAUGAUCCAGCUAACUACUUCUCACACGAGACUCACAAUUGCAAAGUCUACUCGCAAGUCUGGACAGUCAGUACUCUAGAGCUCGGCAAAAUGAACAGCCCAAGGUAUAUCUGCACUGAAGAAAAGAUAGAGAAUGCUAAGGGUUUGGGAUAUCCCGUCAAUGUAAAAGACAAGACCGCAAGGGUCAUCUACGUCUUCACCACCUUCAGACAGCUUGACUUCAACCCGUAUCGAAUGGACAGAUUCUGGGACGAUAACACCAAAAUCGGAGUCCGGUGUCUUCAGGUUGGAACUGUCAAAGUGCCGCUUGAGCCUUGUGCCAGCGUUAGACGCCGAAAUAUCGACGAAAACGCAGAAUGUCCAAGUUCCCGAAUCAACCUUGAAGUCAGAGCUCAUUAUGUCCCACCCAUGCUCGACGAAGUGAUGGAUGUCUCUUGUAAUCUUGUACGGGAGCGUUCGAAAUUGCAGCUGUUUCUUUACCUUGAAUUCAGAAAAGUCGGUGCCUAUUUGUGUCCCUGUCGAGAAAGUAUAAUAUUUGAUGGGUAUAAAAUUACUCUUGAGGAGCAUCGACGAAUAAUAUCCAGACUGGGCGAAAAGUGCAAAGUCGUGGAGGAAGUCCGAAGCUUGAUUUUGAAAGAGUCCCCUCUCAAAUUCCACCUUGACGUUGACAAUUUUCGUGGGGAUCCUUCCACCUUCAUAGGGUACGAAGUGUUGUACAACUGCUUUCUUCCCACACUUGGUCCAUCCUACUACUCUGCCGAAGGAAGCAGAACUUACGCUAUCAGGCAUGAUUUUGAGGUACAAUGUGGGAAUACCGAAAAGCCCUGUUCCACGCUUUUGUCCGCCACCUUGCCUAUACAUGUUGGUGUAGAAGAAGAGCCGGCUUUUAUGGCAAGACCCAGAGAUUCAAAGGAGCAAGACUACUUCCAUCUUGAGUACUUUGCCGCCGCUCCUCUGCUUGUCGAAGACGUACUCGAGAGAAUCAACACGAAAUGCUCAGAACUCACCGUUGAAUACAUUGGUCACCAUGUGAGUGUUGUGAACCGAGGCGAUAAGGCGGUUGCGGUGUUUACUAUUGCUCUCUCGUACCCAUUGCCCGAAAUAAAACAGUCUUUAGCAGGUACAGAAAGCGGCGACGAUUUGGCGUUGGUUGCAACUCAAGAUGGUUGGGUAUUGAAGGAAACAGUGGAACCUCAGCCCAUUCAAAUCGAAUUUGCAUUUUCAAAGCAUUUGAAAGUGCUGGACGGCGCCCAUUUACACACAAUCAAAGCCCGUGACGACCCGUUGUGUAACCGUUACAGGGUCAAUCCGUACUACGGUGGUAGCGCAUUUGUCAAACCGGGUAUGAGCUUGGACAAUUAUUUGAGUUUCGAGAUUUACGAUACUACGAAAAAGGAAGUGUUUUAUCAUUGUACUGCUUCACAUUUAUGCAUUCUCGAAAAAACAGUUUUCAUCACACCACGGGGCUGUGUGAAAAAGAUCAAUGCACAUAGGUUGUGGCCGCUCAAGAGCUGGAGACCCGUUCUCACUAUGGUCGAUGGAAGAAAGGUUGGAUUCUAUGCGAACAUUUUUGAAGGCUUCGAAGUUCCUGACCUUUUACCGUCAGUUCGCUCCUCCACGUUCCAUAGAAGCUAUGAAGUUUACGUAUCUUUCGGAGUUUUUGAAAUGUACUGGUUGUCGGCAGCCGAAAACAUCUUGCAAAAAUGGGUGGAUAUGUAUGUUUGUGAGAAGAACGGGGUUCACUUUGCAGAGAGACUGCCUGGUGAAGAAAGACUGACCAAUGAAAAGAAUUUAUAG
Molecule: messenger RNA, 1872 nt
Organism: Candidozyma duobushaemuli
Lineage: Eukaryota; Fungi; Ascomycota; Pichiomycetes; Serinales; Metschnikowiaceae
Exons: 1
Coding region: 1-1872 (623 amino acids)
Source: RefSeq, a predicted model, not a curated record